AUGCCAGGUUGGCUGCUUUUGGUAACGAGUACCUGGGCUUUGGCCGGCGCCGUGCCUGAGCGAGGCCUUCGAACCAUUCUGGAUCUCGAUGACGUCUGUCAACUGCCGCAAGGUCUCCGUCCCAGCUGUGCCUUCAGCGCUAUCCAAGUCCGAGGACAACGUGACCAGGACCUCGCCCUGCUAAUGGACGACGAGUGCUUCAUCGACAGCGGCCACUACUCCCUGAGCAGCACCUUGCGCACCACAGUGCGUUCAGAGGCUAGCAAUGUCGACCUGAACCAGACACAGCACGGUGAGCUCUGCGAACGCCUCAUCAAACUCCCGCCGUUCAUGCUGUACCGGCCUGGGCCGAAGCUUGAAAGGCUAAGCCCCGGGCGUGCCGAUGUCUCAAGGAACCUGCUGAAAUGCACGGGACAGAACACGGAAUGGAGAGACCGUCGGCCUUGCUCGGGUUCCCUCAUUACCAGCAAGACCAGGCCGGAGGACGAGUUGACUGUGACCGAGCUACCCAUCGUAAUGUUCGCUGAUGACUGA
Molecule: messenger RNA, 534 nt
Organism: Symbiodinium necroappetens
Lineage: Eukaryota; Dinophyceae; Suessiales; Symbiodiniaceae
Source: the annotation of a GenBank genome assembly